GCCAAUAUUCUAUCUGAAAUUCGCCAAUGGCGAUUGUCAGUUAUUGAGCAGCACAAACAGGAGUUGCAAGAUGAAAAGAUGAAACAUGAAGCUCAAGUUGCACAAAUGAUCUGUCAGGCUGAGAACUUGAACCAACUAAUUUGCACAUAUGAGGAAUCCGUUCGAAGAAAAGAUGAGGUGAUCACCAAUUUGAUCCAUGGCAUUCAAAAUCUGAAAGAGAAGAUAGAAUUGAUGCGCCGAUUUACACAGUGGCGACUUCAACAUUCAGAAGCAAAAAUGGAAGCGUAUGCAAAUACCCUGGCUGAAAGACACUAUAAUUUCUGUCUGAUGAAAAAGGUGUGUACAGCUUGGAAAUCAGAAAUGCAAACAAAAUGGAAAGAGAGAGUAGAAAAGGCGUGUCAAGCUCGUGCUGAGGAGGUCUGUAUCCAGUUGUCCAGGGAUUACGAAAGACAGCUCGAUACAUCAAGGGAGGAACUGGAAAGGGCAAAAGCAGAGAUAAGACGGUUGUUAGCUGAAAAGGACAAGUAUACUGAUUCUAUGAAGAAAGCAUUCAUGCGUGGUGUAUGUGCUCUCAACCUAGAGGCAAUGAGUAUGUUUCAGAAUGGAAACAGGAGAGUGGAACACGGUCAGUACUCAUGAAGAACAUGUCAAUGAAAAUUUCAAGAAUGUUAUUCAACUGAAUAAGUGGAUGUAAAUAAAGUGACACUUUUUGUACAGUUA
Messenger RNA from Rhincodon typus (whale shark), 720 nucleotides. RefSeq names its product POC5 centriolar protein homolog (Chlamydomonas). The annotation marks the transcript as partial. NCBI's taxonomy places the organism in Eukaryota, Metazoa, Chordata, Chondrichthyes, Orectolobiformes, Rhincodontidae. The record is from RefSeq and is a predicted model, not a curated record. Gene Ontology annotation, cellular component: centrosome. The transcript is spliced from 4 exons.